Molecule: messenger RNA, 2986 nt
Organism: Dreissena polymorpha
Lineage: Eukaryota; Metazoa; Mollusca; Bivalvia; Myida; Dreissenidae
Product: pantetheinase-like
Exons: 2
Coding region: 218-2029 (603 amino acids)
Molecular function (GO): hydrolase activity, acting on carbon-nitrogen (but not peptide) bonds, in linear amides
Source: RefSeq, a predicted model, not a curated record
ACAAUCUCUCAGCAGGGUUGUCGUUCUAUGCUCACACAUACAGUUAAUGUAAUGUAAUCGUCAUGUAAGAUAUUUAUUAAAUAAUACCAAUAUUUCAAGAUAAAGCGAUAUCUCGUUUGUAUGCUUUGUGCUGACGGAACUAUAAACACAACAGCGUACAAUUCAGUACUAAGGAUGUUAAAUUUAGACUGAUAAUAUACUUGAUCGAGAACUUAUCAUGGCCAUUAAAAGUUUAAAUGAUUGUGUAAGGAAAUUCCUGUUCUGUUCGGUGUUCUGUUUGACGCAAUGUGUCAGUGCAGAUAUAAAGAACGUCUUCACGGCUGCUGUAUACGAGCAUAACUUGUACCUACCACCAGUGACGCCACUUCCGCUGCCGCGCGAACGGGCACUCGAAAUCAUGAUGACAAACGUCCAUGUCUAUCAGGAGCAGACGAAAAUUGCUGCAUUGAAGGGUGCAAAUAUCAUAGUGUUUCCAGAGGACGGAGUUUAUGGCAUGGUUCUGAGAACUCGGGCGCUACUUUUCCCGUUCAUGGAAUAUAUCCCGGAACCAGAACUCGGUUGGAAUCCGUGUCAGCAUCCUGACUUGUACCCGGAGACGGAAAUUCAGUUUGCACUUAGCUGUAUGGCGCGGUAUAAUAACAUUUACGUUGUCGCGAAUAUAGGUGACAAACAACCAUGUAACGUUUCCAUUGACCCGAGUUGUCCGCACACCGGUUACUACCAGUACAAUACUGAUGUCGCGUAUGAUACAAGGGGAACCCUCGUUGCGAAGUAUCAUAAAUACAAUUUAUUUUAUGAGUUUCAGUUCGACAAGCCUUCAAAGCCAGACAUAAGCGUAUUUAGCACGCCUUUCGGACGGUUUGGUUUAUUCACUUGUUUUGAUAUUCUGUUCGAACACCCACCGAUAGAUCUUAUAUGUAGCCACAACAUUUCCAAUAUCGCCUUUCCCACCGCGUGGAUGGAUGCUGGUCCUUUCUUCACUUCCGUUCAGUUCCAUUCAGCGUUCGCGUUAGGGCUUGGUAUAAACUUUCUAGCCGCUAACAUCCACCACCCGUCGCGUCGUUUCCAUGGCAGCGGUAUCUACACGCCACAAGGAGCGGCCGGAUACUACUACAACACCAGUAACGACAGUGGCGGGCAGCUGAUUGUUCGGGAGAUUCCGGUCGUUGACCAGCCCAGACUGAAGGCGUGCCGUGGUUUGAACAGUUCACAGCCUUUCCUUACCGAUCACAUUCACACAACGGACGAAGCAGUUCAACACGACGACGAGAAAUUACAGCAAAGAAGCAUAACUGAUGCCGAUUCCGAAACUGAAUCGUUAUAUUAUGAUAAGGCGAGUAUUAAUGAUGCUAUCGAUGGGGUAAAUACAAUUCCAGAGGAGAAAGGAAUCAGACCAUAUCAACAUAAAGCUGAAAUACACUUAAACGCUGGAGUUGCAUCAGAUGCAUCGCCGUUAAAAAUAAAUUUUACACAAACACAUACAGCUGCUGACAACUAUGAAAGUACUGAUGCCGCUGAAAAGGCCAACAGUUCUGAAACUGAAGCACAAUUCGUUGACCUUGACUCAACAACUGACUCAGUUCGGUUUCCAAACAAUACUAAUUCCGUUAUCAGCUUAAAUGGAACUGACAUUUUAUUGCGACAUGAACUUCACAAUGAUAUGUUUCAAUACGAUUUGUUCUACGAUCGUUUCAACUUAGUUCCACUCAGACUGGAAGGCAGUAAAACUUCAGUGUGUCAUACUGACCUUUGUUGUCACAUAUCGUACAGUUUAGGACGCAUACACGGACCUGGAGUGGAGAACCAAACACAAACAUCAAAUGAAUUCCAGACAGCAUGUAAACAUUCAACAUAUCAUUUUAAUACAACAGAAGAUAGUGAAGAGGUAGAUGUUGCUAUUUCGAAUAGUGUAAACAAACGGGAAGCAUAUGAAGACGAGUUCUAUGCCCUUGGAGCCUUUGAUGGCCUUCAUGUUUACGAAGGCAGGUACUACAUUCAGGUCUGUACCGUAAUUCGAUGUCGUAAAUAACUGAAUGUUGUAAACUGCAGUGACAGAAUGGGGGAAGAAUUCAGUGUGCGGUUUAGUCAUUUCGAGGUGAUCGGAAACUUUUCUUCUUCGUAUCUAUAUCCUGAGAUAUUACUACAAGGCGAUCAGGAUUUUAUGUUGACAGAAUAUCCCAGCAGAUGGUCUUUUUCAGAUGGUCACUUGAUCGUAAAUGAACCAUUCCCCUCGCCAUUGGCAGUGGCGACACUAUUCGGACGAGAUUAUGACUGGGAUUAGAGUGAAUGAAUCCUUUAAUUAAGAUGCACUUUUAAAGAAGUUGAACGGUAUAAAACAAGCUACUUGUAUCUAUAAUUAAAAAGUUUAUUUAAAUUUAAUGCUGAUGAUUAUAGUGUGAGGCUAAAUUAUGUUAUUUUCCUAUUUCUGGCUUAAACAAUUGUUUACGAGCAUGUAAGACGUUCAAAUUGAUUCAUCAAAAGAACAUGCACAGAAGAUGAUACUGUUUAAUGCAUUUAAGAGUGUAACACAAGCAGAUGCGUUGCAGGUUACAAGUGCUUAAAAAUAUAUCAAAUUGAUUCUUAAGAAGCAGUUAAUUUUGCAUUACAUGUAUUUUCAUUCUCAUUUUCAUAGCAAAAAAGCACACAUAUUUUUAAGAUUAUUAACAUACUUUCUAAAAUCUUAAUAACGCUUGUGACGGAAUCCUUAUGCAAUGCUGUAUUAUUUAUUUGAACUCUACGUGCUCCUCAAAAACAUAAAAGACAAUGAUAUUCCGUUUCAACAACGAUUAGGUUAAAUUAUUAUCACAUUCGUUCUGUUUACAGCUUCAUAGCAGUUUCGACUACGGAGAAUGAAUUGAAGGUUUGAAUAGUGAUACUUCUUUCGAAUACGUGUCAUUUGUUUGAAUAUCAGGAUAUACUUCACAUGCCAAAUUGUGAUUCAAUAUAGAUACAUUCAUUAUCCAAUAAAAUGUUAACAGCGAUUUAA